AUGGAUGCUGCUGAAAAAUUGGUCGAUGACUACAAGAAACAGGGCCAUUUCGAUCGACUAAAAAACGAGUUUUUUACAAGAAAUAAUGAUGCUCUACAAGGUGGAAAUUUAGAGAAUCAUGUUAGAGCGAGAGUUGAUUCCGUAGUGAAGGAAAUGGUUGAAAAAGACGAGCUUCUCUUGUUUAAGAACCGGGGAUCAACUAGUGCUUUAAUCGAAGCCCAACUUUUAAAAGACGAUUAUCGACGGCUCGACAAAGAACCGGUUAAAAUUGCAGACGCUAUACAGAAUGGACUUGAGACGUCAUCGUUGAAAGAACAGGUUAGACACCAAUUAGAAGAGCUUGCACAGGCAAACCCGGACUAG
This is a messenger RNA of Lachancea mirantina, 363 nucleotides long. The record is from the annotation of a GenBank genome assembly. NCBI's taxonomy places the organism in Eukaryota, Fungi, Ascomycota, Saccharomycetes, Saccharomycetales, Saccharomycetaceae.